AUGUUCGGUAAAAAACCAACUGUUCAAGAACAAACAAAAGCUUCUAAUCGUGAAUUAAAAAAAACUGAUCGAGAAUUAGGACGUGAUCGACAUAAACUUGAAGCUGAAGAACAGAAAUUAGUUAAUGAAAUUCGAAAGAAUGCAUCGACUGGUAAUAAAAAAGCCGUCGAAAUUCUAGCUAAACAACUUGUGAAACUUCGUAAUCAGAAAGACCACUCAUUGCAAGCAUCUGGUCAUAUUCAAGGUUUAGCUUCACAAAAUACUAUAAUGGCAUCUAAUAUGCGCAUGGCUACUGCAAUGGAGUCAACUGGAAAAACAAUGGCCAAAAUGAAUAAACUUAUGGAUCCUGUGCAAAUGGCAAAAGUUACUCAACAAUUUACUCAAGAACAUAUGAAAUUGGGUAUUACAGAUGAAAUGAUUGGUGAAACACUUGAAGCAGCUUUAGGUCAAGAUGGUGAUUCAGAAGAAGAAGAUGCUAUUGUUAAUCAAGUUCUUGGUGAAAUAGGAAUUUCAUUAAAUGAACAAAUGUCACGUGCUCCACGUGUACCAGGAUCAACAGUUAAUGCUGCAACUAAUCGACGACAAGCUAAUCAAGAAGAUGCUGAAAUUGAACGAAUGUUAGCAGAGCUUAAAUAA
Messenger RNA from Adineta steineri, 636 nucleotides. The record is from the annotation of a GenBank genome assembly. NCBI's taxonomy places the organism in Eukaryota, Metazoa, Rotifera, Eurotatoria, Adinetida, Adinetidae.